AUGGCACCCUACACCAACAUCCCCCUCUCCCCCGCCGAACUGUCCUACCUCCACCACUCCCUCUCCCAAACACCACCCAUCCGCCCCGACGGCCGCGCUCCCACACAAUUCCGCCCUCUAGUCGCCGAGACAGAAAUUCUGCCGAGCGCUAAUGGCUCGGCGAGGAUUUGCUUUGCGGAUGGGACGGAGGCGAUUGUGGGGGUGAAGAUGGAGGUUGAGAAGACCGUCUUGGUGGGAAGAGGUGGUUUGCAUGUGCAGAGGGAGCAGGAGCGGGGAGAGAGGAGGGUUGAUGGGGAUGUGGAUAUGGAUGGUGAUGGGGAGUAUGAGGAGGGGAGAGGAGAGGGAAGGGACGAGUGGUUGGAGGUUGCGAUUGAGAUUCCCGGUAUGAGAGAUGACGAUGCGUUGCCUGUGUUCCUGGCUGCGAUGCUUACGGAGGCUAUGCUGGCGGAUGGGAGUGGUGUCAGGGAUAGGUUGUGGAUCAAUGGGAGGUUUCACUGGAGGUUGUUUGUUGAUAUUCUCCUUCUCUCGCAGCCGCUCUCGUACCCUCUCCCUCUCUUGUCCUUAACGACACACCUCGCGCUCCUGUCGACACGCAUCCCCGCGCUCAUCUCAGAACGCGACGAAGACCCCAUCUUCAACGACGACUGGGAAGCUUCAACCUACCUCUUCCCCCGAGACGACGCGAGUGGGAAAUCCACCACGAAACCUCCCAUCACCUUACUAGUGAUGACAGCAGGCUCCAACAUCCUCUUCGACCCCAGCAAAGAAGAGCUAGCAGUAGCCGACGCAGUAGUCGCAAUAUCAGCAGCAGCACAGGGACAGGAUAGACAGAUGAAGAUGGUGGCGCUCAGGACGGUCGAUCCACCCUCGAGGUUGACGGCCGCGGGUGUGCCGAAUCGAGCGGAUACUACGGCUGGGGGUGGGAUGUCUGCGGAGGAGACGUUGAAGCUGAGGGAGAAGGAUGCUGGGCAGAGUGUUUGGAGGCCACCGCGUGGUGGCGUGAGUAGAACGCUGCUGGCGCAGAUGAUUAAGGCGGUGGUUGAGCGGGGUGGUGUUGGGCGGGAGGUUAUGGAGGGGUUGAAUGCUGUGGAGACUUGA
Fulvia fulva is the source of this 1098-nucleotide messenger RNA. RefSeq names its product Exosome complex component RRP42. The coding region runs from base 1 to 1098 and encodes 365 amino acids. Gene Ontology annotation, cellular component: nuclear exosome (RNase complex); cytoplasmic exosome (RNase complex). The transcript has 2 exons. Gene Ontology annotation, biological process: nuclear polyadenylation-dependent rRNA catabolic process; nuclear mRNA surveillance; U4 snRNA 3'-end processing. NCBI's taxonomy places the organism in Eukaryota, Fungi, Ascomycota, Dothideomycetes, Mycosphaerellales, Mycosphaerellaceae. The record is from RefSeq and is a predicted model, not a curated record.